Colletotrichum graminicola M1.001 is the source of this 1224-nucleotide messenger RNA. Its product is annotated as FAD dependent oxidoreductase. Gene Ontology annotation, cellular component: mitochondrion. The coding region runs from base 1 to 1224 and encodes 407 amino acids. Gene Ontology annotation, molecular function: (S)-2-hydroxy-acid oxidase activity; (S)-2-hydroxyglutarate dehydrogenase activity. The record is from RefSeq and is a predicted model, not a curated record. The transcript is spliced from 2 exons. Lineage: Eukaryota; Fungi; Ascomycota; Sordariomycetes; Glomerellales; Glomerellaceae.
AUGUUAAGUUCGUCGUCUCUCAGAUCGAUCAAUGGGCUCCAGCAGGCGUGGCGAGGGUUCUCGACCACGGCCUCCACACGAGCCGACUUCACCCACGUUGUCGUAGGAGGUGGCGCGGUAGGACUCGCAACGGCGCGAGCCCUCGCCCAGCGCCCGGGGACGUCGACGGUACUCCUCGAGCGCCAUGGCGCCGUCGGCACAGAGACUUCUUCGCGCAACAGCGAGGUCAUUCACGCAGGCAUCUACUACGGGGCGGGGACCCUCAAGACAUCGCUCUGCAUCCGCGGCAAGGAGCUGCUCUACGCCUUCUGCCGCGAGCGCGGCGUCGCACACGCCAACACGGGCAAGUGGAUCGUCGCCCAGACGGACGCCCAGCGCGAGGCCCUCGAGCGCGUGCAUGGCUUUUGCAAAAACGAGAUCCACGUGCCCGUGCGCUGGGUCGCAGCCGAGGAGGCGCGGCGGCUGGAGCCGGACGUCAAGGCCGAGACGGGCGUGCUCGAGAGCCCGACGACGGGCAUCGUGGACUCGCACGGCCUGAUGAUCGGGCUGAUGGGGCUCUUCGAGAACGCGGGGGGCGUCGUGGCCCUGAGCUCCGCCGUGACGGGGGUGACGCCGCUGGGGCAGAGGGGCAGCGCCGGGUGGGAGGUGCGCGUGCGUGACCCCGCGACGGGGGAGGAAAGCGCCGUGACUGCCGAGGUGCUGGUCAAUGCCGCGGGGCUGGGCGCCGUCGACGUCCACAACAUGAUCGUGCCCGCCGCGGAGCGGCGCGCCAUGCACUACGCCAAGGGUAACUAUUUCUCGUACGCCAGCUCGGCGCCCAAGGUCGGCCGGCUCAUCUACCCGGCGCCGGAGCCUGGCGCCGGCGGGCUGGGCACCCAUCUGACGCUGGACCUCGCGGGGCGGGUGCGCUUCGGCCCGGACGUUGAAUGGGUCGAUUCGGCCGACGACCUGGCCGUCAACGGCGCGCGGAUGCCGGAGGCCAUCGAGGCCAUCAAGAAGUACCUGCCGAGUCUCGACGAGAGCUGCCUGGAGCCGGAUUACGCGGGCAUCCGUCCGAAGCUGGGGAGGCUCGGGGCUGUGGCGCACGGCACGGGGUUCCACGACUUCAUCAUCAGGAAGGAAGACGGCUACGAGGGAUGGGUCAAUCUGCUGGGCAUCGAGAGCCCCGGCCUCACUAGCUGUCUGGCAAUCGCGGAACGGGUCGACAAGAUACUAUACGGUUAA